Pangasianodon hypophthalmus (striped catfish) is the source of this 6703-nucleotide messenger RNA. It is a transcript of the gene dlgap1a, whose product is annotated as discs, large (Drosophila) homolog-associated protein 1a. Gene Ontology annotation, biological process: signaling. Gene Ontology annotation, cellular component: glutamatergic synapse; postsynaptic specialization. Lineage: Eukaryota; Metazoa; Chordata; Actinopteri; Siluriformes; Pangasiidae. Bases 258 to 3275 code for a protein of 1005 amino acids. Gene Ontology annotation, molecular function: molecular adaptor activity. The record is from RefSeq and is a predicted model, not a curated record. The transcript has 11 exons.
UGUGUGUGUGUGUGUGUGUGUGUGUGUGUGUGUGUGUGUGUGUGUGUGUGUGUGUGUGGAGAGGAGACCGCUCUGCUUCUGCGUCUCAAUCAGCUCUCCUUCAUCCAGCGCUCUCUCUCUCUCUCUCUCUCUCUCUCUCUCUGAUCCUCGUCCAUCAGCACUGCAGGAUCAUGAAUGGUGAUUAAUAAAGAACGCCAGGUCCAGUGGGGAGAGUACGGAGCCGUUAGUAGAGUGUGUGUGUACGUGACCCUGGCCCCAUGAUGAUGAUGAAAGGCCUUUCCAGCAGCCGCAGCCACCAUCACAUGGUGGCCUGCGAGCCUUCGUAUGACCCUAUGGGUCACCACGGUGAUCGCAAGCCCUACCUCAUCAGCCAGAUCGAGGCUCCACCUCCUCCUGAUCAUCCGUAUUACUCGUCGCGGAGCUCGUACCAGCCGGACUGUGUGGUGCCUUAUGGGACCUUCCCACGACGCCACUACAGCACAAGCCAUGAAUCUAAGGAUGAGUGUGCUGUCGUGCCCUACACGGGUGGAAUGGGGCCUGCGGGAAAAUGCCAACGAGUGCCAGUUAACCUGCUGGAACAUCUGGAUCGGCAGCUUCCAAUGGCACGGGAUGGCUAUCACACGUUGCAGUAUAAACGGGCAGCAGCUGCUGCAGCUGCUUUAGAGCAGCGUAAUGAUAGUCCUGGGCGUAUCCGGCACUUGGUGCACUCGGUGCAGAAACUUUUUACCAAGUCACACUCGUUAGAGGGGCCUCACCACGGCGGACAUGGGCAUGGACAUGGUAAGACCAGUAUGAAUGGAAGCAAAGCUAGUCCAGAUGGAGAGAACACGCCGGCGCCAACACCACGGCAACGCAAGAGGAGCAAGAGCCGUGAGCGCUGCAAAUCAGCCGAGCCCAAGCAGCGGACUCCACCCUCGGGAUACUGGAGCUCGGACGAGCUGGAGCGGGAUGUCUGCCCUCUGCGCCAUGCCGCGCCAGGCAUCAUGACCGUGGGGCGUCACCCGGAGCGGGCACAGUCUCAGUACUUCCUGGAGGCAUGCGGAGCAGAGCCAACGCUGAAGAACUCGCGCAGCAGCAGUGAUGUGGCCAAGUGCACGACGUGCGCUAUCACGGCACCAGGCACAGACGUGGCACAGCUGGCGAAGAAGAGUGCGUGGUCGUCCUCUCUCACGGUGAGCAGGGCGCGCCAGGUGUACCAGCAGGCCGCUGUAAAUCUAGAUAAGGCGCUAGUGAAAGCAGAAGCUUGUCAGCAGGAGCGCACAUGCCAAUUCUUGCAGGUGCCUCAGGAUGAGUGGGGGGGUUUCCCCAUGGGCAAGGAAGAGGACAUCCCGUGCAGGCGCAUGCGCAGCGGAAGUUACGUUAAAGCCAUGGCCGAGGACGACAGCGGCGACUCGGAUGGAAGCCCCAAACCGUCGCCCAAGAUGCAGGCGAGACGAGCCAGCUACCUCAAAGCCACGCAGCCGUCACUCACCGAGAUGACCACGCUCAAUAUUUCUACAGAACACUCUCCGAAGCUGCAGAUCAGGAGUCACAGCUAUCUGCGAGCCGUCAGCGAAGUUUCCAUCAACAGAAGUAUGGAGAGUCUGGAUCCUAAAGCUCUUCUCGCCUCGCCUCAAUACCGCUCACGCAACGAGAGCUACAUGAGGGCUAUGAGCACCAUUAGCCAGGUGAGCGAGGUGGAGGUGAACGGUCAGAUCGAGGCUGUGUGUGAAAGCGUCUUCAGCGAGAUGGAGUCUCAGGCAGUGGACGCUCUGGACUUGCCGGUUCCCGGAUGUUUCCGGAUGCGGAGUCACAGCUACGUACGUGCCAUCGAUCAGGGCUGCUCGCAGGACGAGGAUGGACCGUUACUGCCCGCAUCACCACCACGGACCACCACCACGGUCCGGACCAUUCAGAGCAGCACAGUGUCAUCGUGUAUCACCACCUAUAAGAAGACGCCUCCACCGGUGCCUCCGCGCUCCUCCACCAAACCCUUCAUCAGCAUCACGGCUCAGAGCAGCACCGAGUCGGCGCAGGACGCCUACAUGGAUGGUCCGGGUCAUCGCCAUGGCGACACGGCACUGCACUCUGCCCUCAGUAACUCCACAGAGAGUAUCGACAGCAUGAAGGCUCUGACGGCUGCCAUCGAGGCGGCGAACGCGCAGGUGCACGGCCCCGCAAGCCAACACGUCAGCUCCAGCAGCAACGCCGGCCCCUCCUCGCCCCUCUCCAUGCCCCUGCCCCUCCCCCUGCCCCUCCCGGUCCCCGUCCCCGUCCCCGUCCAGGUCCCCGCACUGGAGGACGCACACAGAGAAGCUCUCCGCAAGGGCCGGUGUCUCUCCAUCGGCAUACAGGUGGAUGGCCCUGAAGAGCAGGAGACAGAGGACCAGUCGAAGUUUCAGUCAGUAGGGAUCCAAGUUGAGGACGAGAGAAGCCAUCGUCGGAUCAUGCGCUCCAACAGCGUGACGGCGGCAGUGCAGGCCGACCUGGACAUGCCCGAUUUCUCUCCGACCGAGUCUCCAGACGCCGACAUCACCUUCUCUCGGGACGCCACAGCCUCCACGGUGAGCAUCCAGGGCUCGGGGAACCACUACCACGCCUGCGCCUCGGACGACUACGCCUCUGUGGGCUUCGACCCGUCCGUGCUGCCGCCUCCCGAGCCCUGGGUGGACAGCGGCAUUCCUGAGGACCCGCUCCAGAGCGCACGGAGCCGCUCGGUGUGUCAGCGUGACGGACGCUGGUUCCUCAAACUGCUGCAGGCCGAAGCCGAGCGCAUGGAGGGAUGGUGCAGGCAGAUGGAGCAGGAGGAGCGGCACAAUGAGCUCCCUGACGACAUUCUGGGGAAGAUCCGCAGUGCAGUAGGCAGUGCUCAGCUUCUCAUGUCUCAAAAGUUCCAGCAGUUCAGGGAGCUGUGUGAGGAGAACCUGAACCCGAACGCUCACCCGCGGCCUGUGGCUCAGGAUCUGGCCGGCUUCUGGGACAUGCUGCAGCUCUCCAUCGAGAACAUCAGCCUGAAGUUCGACGAGCUGCACCAGCUCAAGGCCAACAACUGGAGACCUCUCGAGCCCCCUGAGAGAAAGGAGAGGAGAUUGCCUCCCCCUGUGCCAAAGAAACCGGUGAAGUGCCAUCCUCCGCUGGCGCGAGAUCGCUCUCUCGAGAGUUCGGAGAAACAGCGGCAGGAGGCUCGCAAACGCUUAAUGGCAGCCAAGAGAGCUGCGUCCGUGCGCCAGAACUCAGCCACUGAGAGCGCAGACAGCAUCGAGAUCUACAUCCCUGAGGCCCAGACCAGACUCUAAACACCCACACACUAACACACCACGUACAUCUCACACACACUCACACACACACUAUACUGCACUCGCGCACAUUACUACUGAAAGCACAAACACGCCAGCCUGGUCCGAUUCAGAGAGAGGAGCGCCACCACAUAAACACACACGCACACACACACACACACACACACACAAAAACCUCCUACACAUCAUAACAUUGCAUUAGUUAUCAUCACAUGGAUAUUCACUGUUCUAUUUGUUAUCUAUCUGUUAAAAAUAUUUCAUAAUCUUCCAGUAAUAUACAUUUUCUGGAGAGAAAAAGUUCCUCAGUUCCAGUAGUGUGGGCGUGGCCACCCACUGCUCAGUUGUUUUUUAUCGAUGUACGUAAAUGUGGUUUUCAUUUUCUAAUUAUUUCUAUUUAAAAAUUCUUUCCAGAAUACACUUGAAGCCCCCUCCAACACGCUUCAAUCCCGAAUUGCCUUCUAUUCACUAUACACGCUCACUACAUAGGGUUUAACAUAAUAGCAUAGUGCACUAGAUAUGCAGCAGAACUCCGUUUGAGUUUCAGCCACAGAUAUAUGGUGAUAAAAAAAAUAUGCUGCGUUAAUUAAAAUUAAAUCGUCUUGUUUCGAAGCCAUUUUUUACAUAAAACAACACAAAAUUAUUUCAGUAAAAAAGUUCAGUGUUAUCAUUAGAUGUAGGUUUAGCUCCUGAAAGUAGAUCAUGGGUCCUUCUUCAUUCAAAUUGUGUUUUUCUAUAAAUAUUUAAAUAUAUUUAUUCUAAUUAUUGUACACAGUAAAAUUCAUUCUGACAUGAACAAUAUUGAAUCACAGUGUAUCAUAUAAUACUGUAUUGAAUCAGCUCUAAAUCAAAUCAUCAGCUCUUUUAAAUGUUAUACAUCGGAUCAUCGAUUAUAUGUUACACUCAUGCUCACUCAUGCACACACUUCACUAGUAAACACACACACACACACACACACACACACACACACACACACAGUGUCCUGGCGCUGAAUGGAUGGGCGGAGUGUUUGUAUAUAAUCUGUGAUAUACUGUUCCUCUACUGCGACCAGGGAUGCCACAGCAGGUCUCUGGUUUUUUUAUUUUGAAUCUCUUUCCUCUCUGAUUUGUCUCUGAACUCUUCCUCACCGUGUAAAAUAUCUCUCUUCAUCUCUCCGACGUCACACCCAUCUCCUGCUGAAGCCUGGACCACUUCUAAUCUAAUCUAAUCUAAGCCCUUGGACCCUUGGACACUCAUCAUCAUACCCUUCACACUCCACCUUCCUGCCUUGGAAGAGACAAACCUGCUCAUCCUCGGUACGGGUCAAGUCAUGCGUGAGAAAUCAGAUCAGAGGGCAAAGGUCAAGUGAUGACCUCACCUACAGGAAACACUGCAUUGGUUUUUCCCACAAAUGUGAAGGUGUUUAUGGAACGAUCUGGCUAAAGAUGUCUAAACUUUACCCCAAAUGUCAUCAGUCAGACAGUUUCAGUGUCUUUAGUUUUGCACUGGAGCUACGAGGCUACUGUAGCUAACGUUUAAUGACAGUCACCAAGAAUCUUUUCCAUCAAUAAAUACUUAUGUUGAACAACAUUAUUAAGCUUUCUAAGCUCCGCCUUCAAACUUUAAUUUAAGAGGUGGGUCCAAAAGGGCAGAAAGAUACCAAAGGGCUUUUUGAGGACCACACCCAAGUUACUGUGUUGAGCUAGCUAGCUACGUAGUGUUUAGUAAUGUUAAGUUACUGCAGUAAGAGAUUGUUUUUGUAACAGCAGCUGACCAUCAAGCUAGCUAAACAAGUUAGCUUUAUUUAAUACUUUAUUGUAUAGCACUAUUUGCUAAACAAUGGACGUAUUCAGAGUCAACCACAUGCAGUAAGGAUUUAAUACUGAAAUUGCACACAUCAGUAUUCACAUUUCACAUUCUACUCAAGAAAAAUCUGUUAACCUUGGAGGCGUGAACAACACACAGGUGAUUUUAAUUAGCUGCACACCCAGAAAAUUGCCAUAAGGAGGUGUGUAAACAGACUCUGAAUACGAGGAACUUUCCACACAUAUAUAUUGACAUAACUUUUGGAAUUAGGUCACCAACUCUAUUUAAAUUUAGCUAACAUAUUACAGCUGUAACUUAUUUAUUAUCAAGUUCAUGUUAGUUAGCUUGUUUUAGCAAACAGUCUAAAGAGGGAGACAUUUACAAUAAACAUUUUGAGUAAGAGUUACUGUUAUCUACAUUAGCCUCAUGUCUGGUUGCAUUAGCAGUGAGUUAAAUUUUUCGCCAGAUUGUUCCUUUAACACUUGAAAUGAACAGACGGAAACUUCUGGUUCGACUUCCUUCACCUUUCUCUCCAUCAUGUGACUUUAUAUUUCUAUAUUUCCAAUUGCAUUUUUCCUUAAUUGUAAUGUUUGGGUGAAACGCAGCAGCAGGACAGGGUAUGUUGUGUUAAAAAGCAAUAUUUCAUUACCAAUCAGCGUUACACUGAUGAUGUAGAGGCCUACUGCGUGUAAAAGUCGGAUUAUUGCUAAUGAAAGAAGAUGCCUUCACUUUUCUGUAGCCACUUCUGUUUCCUCUACUGUCGCUUGCUAUUGUAAACGCUUCUCAGUGACCCCGCCCCUCUCGAGAAAAUGUGUUCUCUGUUUUAAACCCUGUGACACGUUUAGAAACAUAUCGUUUAGUGCAUAUUAUACAGAUUUACUUCCUUUUUUAUGUAGAAUUCAGAUCUUUUAUGGAUAUAAGCCAAUAGCGGUGCUUAACGUAGCCCCGCCCCCUAAAAAAGAAACUUUAUCAAGUGUUUAAAUGAGAUGAAAACUAUAAAACGCAAACUUUUCAUCAUCAUUCAAGUUAAGUUCGUCCUUCUUAUAGCCUACUACCGUGUUUUUUUAAUGUACACUGUAUUGUCGCCCAUUGGGGGAGUGGCUCUCGGUCAUGUGACUCAGUUUGUCCAAUCCUGCCAGGUGGGCCGGACUUAUCUCAGGACGAAACGUGGACGCAGUGGGCGCAGCAAAAUCAGGGUCUCCCAGUGGUCGUGUUCUGUGUUUAUUGAGUGCGUGUGUGUGAAAGGAUGUGUGAUGUGUGUUUUUUUGCGUGUACGUCUCGAAAAGUGCUUCCUAACUUCGUUUCUGUUCAGAUGAAGUCGAGUAGCCUCCUAAAUCUGUGCACACGACCCUUAUUUUAGUCCGUAGUGUUUGUACAGAAACUUUACGACGACACGCAUGCAGACCUGUUACCAUAGAAACACUGUAUAUCCUAUUUGUACUUUAAUUCUUGUAUUUAUUUAUUUACUUAUUUAUUUACCUUUUUAAUGUAUUUAUUUAUUGUUGAUUUUCUUUUUGUACGGUUUGGGUUCUGUUCAGUGAUCGGUCAUGCUCCCUUCAUUUUGUGAAUAUGUUGUACUGUAUGUAUAGACAUGAUGUGUGCAGGCAGACGACAAACACACAAUAAAUUCUGCAAACUUUUAUUUC